This is a messenger RNA of Suillus plorans, 534 nucleotides long. RefSeq lists its product as uncharacterized. The coding region runs from base 1 to 534 and encodes 177 amino acids. The transcript is spliced from 4 exons. The record is from RefSeq and is a predicted model, not a curated record. NCBI's taxonomy places the organism in Eukaryota, Fungi, Basidiomycota, Agaricomycetes, Boletales, Suillaceae.
AUGGACGGCAACUUCAAAGCAGAGCACCUUCAUCCCACUCACCCAGAAGAUGAAGUCUGGUUGACUGAUGUCCAGUGCUUCAUGGUUUCCAAAGACCAAUAUAAGGCUCAUCUAGCCAUUGCCAACAACAUUAUUCAACCAUCCGAGUGCAACAAUCACCGAGCCAUAAACCAGGCCAAUGCUUCCCCACACACACUCGAAGGUACCAGGAUAGGCAGUUGUGGAUUUUCAAAAGGGCAAACAUAUAACAAGCACUUCUGGUGUCGGGUAAAUGAGAGUCUCUAUUUGAGCCUCCCUUUUGGAAUGGAGAUCAUACCAGGAAUUGGCCUCUGGCAUGUUCAUGGACACCAAGACAAAUGCUAUGUUUGGUACACAUCAACAUUUAUCACUGGGGCCGCUAGGAUUGACAGAGAAAUUAUGGAGAUGUUUUUUCUUUGCCAGAAAUAUAAGGAAGCUAUUAAGGGUGUCACAGAAAGCGCCUCUGCUUUUGACAAGCUCAAUGAAACCGCCGAUCCUAUUAUGGUCGCAAAAUAG